Molecule: messenger RNA, 2088 nt
Organism: Uncinocarpus reesii 1704
Lineage: Eukaryota; Fungi; Ascomycota; Eurotiomycetes; Onygenales; Onygenaceae
Exons: 7
Coding region: 1-2088 (695 amino acids)
Cellular component (GO): HULC complex; nucleus
Molecular function (GO): ubiquitin protein ligase activity
Source: RefSeq, a predicted model, not a curated record
AUGACGGUCAUCGAGGCGUCAACGGUCCCCUUAUCCCAGUCCGUGCUUGUCAGCAAGAUGGAGGACCGGAAAAGACCUGCUUCGCUUGAUCCCAGUGACUCUACCCCACCCUCGAAACGACAAGCGACGUCCGUGAAUGGUGGAGGGAAGCCACAUCCUGAUGCGGAUAUGCCAUGGAAAGACGAUUUAGAGCGCGUCCAGAAAGAUGCAAUCCUCCGUCAAAUGCAGGAGUAUAAACGCGAAAAGGCAACACUGGAAACCCGGCUCAAGCAACUGACGAAAUCCGUUUCUUACCAUGAUGAACAUCUCCGUGUUAUUGACGCCUGGCUCAAACAGUUACUUGACGAAGUUAAAGUCCUAGUUGGGCCUUUGGAUGAAGGGUCUUUAGAUGGACCUAUCCCAGAAAGUGCUUUAUUAUUCGCGGACCAUGAGAAUUUUCAGACACAUUUAAACGAUUGGAGAGAUUCAAUCAAGUCUACAAUUUCGCUACUAUGCGCUCGUGCACCCAAAGCUUCGCAAGAUGUGACAGAUCUACAAUCUCGACUCAAUAAAACCCUGGCAGAAGAAAAGGCAACAACGGUUGAGCUAGAAAAAGCACUGGCUGACAAGCAUCAACUCGAAGAGCGCCUAGAGGCAGCGUCGCUGAGAUAUAUGGUCGCGGAGAAGAAAAUAGAUAGGGCUAAGAGUUCGACUGUUGCAAAAUUGGAAAAGCAAUACCUAUUUGGGCCUCAAAGAAAUUCUGGGGGCAAGUCCUCGGUACGGCGGGAAGAAAGUUCAGGUCCUAAUGGCUCACCCGACGCUUCGGAAAAACUGGUAGAUCUUGAAUCAUCAUAUAACAAGACACUAGCGAUUUCGGAAGUUCAAAAAGAUCAACUGGAAAAGUUAGAGGCUGAGAAUACUAAGCUACUCACACAAAUUACCGAUUUGAACGUGAAGCUCUCGAAACUAUCGGAUGAAGACUAUGCUCAAACCGAUCUAUUUAAACAGCUGAAAUCUCAACAUGAAGACGUCAUCAAGCGGAUCAACCAUCUCGAAGCCACAAAUGUCCAACUACGCGAAGAAGCGAAGAAACUUCAAGCGGAAAGAACCGCAUAUCAGAUACAAGUAGAAAACGAGGCCCAAACUUCUGCAGACGAAAAGGAAGCAUAUCUCUCAAAAGUGGAGUCCGAUUUAGCUCGUAUCAGAAAUGCUCGAGAUGAAUUGCUUGCGGAUCAACAAAUGAGGAAGGCGGCUCAAGAUCAAGAGAAAUUUUCCUUGGUCCAGAUGAAGGAGUUAUUGGAAGCUAGAGAUGCCCGUAUUGCGUCGCUUGAAUCCGAGGUAGAGCGGUUGCAACUCCAAACAGAUGGGACGAAAUCCGUGCGCCCAAGUACGGCUAAAUUAUCUCUGGAAGACUUGAGAACAAAAUACGAAACUCUGGAUAAACAAUACGAGUUGCUUAAUACUGAGCUCUCUUCAAUGCAAGCGGCCUUCAAGCGAACAUCUAAACUUGCAUCUCAAAAAAUCAAUGACUUGGCCACUCUGGAAGAGAAGGUCCAGCGGCUAACGGCCGAAAAGUCGAAGGCUGAUCAGAAGUACUUCGCAGCAAUGAAGAGCAAAGAAGCACGCGAUCUUGAACUUCGGACCUUACGUGUUCAAAACAUGAAAAGUUCUGAUAUCAUAUCACAGCUCAAAGAAACCGAAGGCACUACUCGAAAUUUAGUCUCAAACGUUGAGAAGCAACUUUUUGAAACCAAAGAGGCUUUGAAUACCGCGCUUGCACAACAUCGGACAUCCCAACAGCAAGUUACCGAAGCAAAUCUAGCUAUUCAAGGGCUGAGAUUACAAGUGGCGGAACUGAAAGCGCUUCUUGCCAACAGGGACGCCUCUCUUGCGUCAGCCAAUAGCAACUGUCGAAAGGCUGAAAGUGCAGUCGAAGGACUCAAAUCCACUCUCGCCGAUACUAAGAAAAGCAUGGAAUCUUGGAAGGCUAAAGGAUUAGGUAAUUCCUCUUCGGAAUAUGAAAUGCUCAGGUCCCUUGCGCUUUGCACCGUCUGCCGCAGGACAUUCAAGAACACAGCCAUCAAGACCUGUGGCCAUAAAAUGCCCUAA